Spodoptera exigua (beet armyworm) is the source of this 666-nucleotide messenger RNA. The record is from the annotation of a GenBank genome assembly. NCBI's taxonomy places the organism in Eukaryota, Metazoa, Arthropoda, Insecta, Lepidoptera, Noctuidae.
AUGUGCGAUGAUUUGCUAAAUCUUAAAACCCGUGAUAUAAACGAUGUGAUAGUGUUCUCAGACGAUGCGACUCGACAUACAGUAAGAAUACCGCCAACUAAAGAAAUCACGAUAUGUGAAAGUAGAGAUUUAAAUUGCUACAAACUACUCAGAUACAUAAAUUCCACACGUGAGACAUUGGACGUGUGUAUGUAUCUUAUAACAAGCGGAGAAAUAGCAGAACAAAUUAUACGAUUAGGACAAAGACAUGUCUUAGUAAGAAUAGUUGUUGACAGUGAUAUGGCGUUUACACCACCAUCACAAAUUAAAAAGUUAAAAGAAUACAGUUUUAUCCAAGUGCAGACGACAUCCAAGAGCAGAAAGACUUUUUUAAUGCACCACAAAUUUUGCAUAGUUGACGGACCGAAAGCCAUUCACCGUAAGAACAUGUUAAAAGCUCAUGCCGAAAAGUUAAAUGUUCAUGCGAAAGAUAUCAAAAAUCCAGUUAAAAUCCCGGCUAAGGUCAAUGUCACUGGUUUUGUAAUGUCUGGUUCUUUGAACUGGUCCUCCCAUGCAAUGAUUUCAAAUCAUGAAAGCGUUAUUGUUACAUCACAUCCAAAAAUUGUCACAAAAUUCGAAAAUGAGUUUGGAAGUCUGUGGGUGGAAAACGAGCCGGUUGGUUUCUGA